Labeo rohita (rohu) is the source of this 1742-nucleotide messenger RNA. Its product is annotated as C3a anaphylatoxin chemotactic receptor. Lineage: Eukaryota; Metazoa; Chordata; Actinopteri; Cypriniformes; Cyprinidae. Gene Ontology annotation, cellular component: plasma membrane. The record is from RefSeq and is a predicted model, not a curated record. Gene Ontology annotation, molecular function: complement receptor activity; G protein-coupled receptor activity. The transcript is spliced from 2 exons. Gene Ontology annotation, biological process: phospholipase C-activating G protein-coupled receptor signaling pathway; inflammatory response; positive regulation of cytosolic calcium ion concentration. Bases 278 to 1186 code for a protein of 302 amino acids.
UAGUGUGGCCGGAAAGAUUUUGCUGUGCAGUACAUGCCCACCACCCCCUGUAAAACCAGUUAGAGCUCUGAUCUUUUAACUAACUGUGCUUAUGAUGCCACAGUGUAGGCCAUUAUCAGUAAUAACAACAAAUCAGCCUAUAGAGAUAUAGUACCAGGGUAAAACCAACAAUCUGUCAACAGGAUUGAGAAGACAAGACAGACCAAGAUCAAGAUUUGACUUAUACAGUGCAUCAACAACUUAAAAAAAGGAAAACACCAGUUUUGAAGCUGAAAACAUGACCGGAAGCACAGCGCAAAACAACACUAUGCAGCAGAAGGAAUUGACAAACUUGGAGAUCUUUUCAGCUUGCAUUUCACUUGCAACCAUUGUUGUGGGUCUCAUUGGAAAUGGGAUUGUCAUAUUUCUGACUGGCUGCAGAAUGAAGAUGACUGUCAACGUCAUGUGGUUUCUCAACUUGGCAGUUGCAGACUUCAUCUACUUGUUAUACUCAUGCACAGACCAUCUCUCAGUUUUAGGCCAGCGGAGAAGUGAAUUGCUGAAGAAUUUCAUCAAGAUGUCAUCGAUGAAUCUGUUUGCUAGUAUUUUCUUUCUUGUAGUUAUCAGUCUGGACCGAUGCCUGUGCACAUGGAUGGUUGUUUGGGCUCAAAACAAACGAACUUUACUUGGAGCCAGGAUCAUCUGCAUAAUUGUGUGGGUUUUAUCCAUCGGCUGCAGCAUUCCUUACUAUAUAAUGGUUCAUAAUAAUUUAUGUCUGAUCACAUAUGAAUUUACAGUGGGCUUCCUCAUGCCCUUUCUGAUCAUUGCAUCUUCAUAUAUCGCUAUUGGAGUUCGAAUCAAACACUUCAAAAGCAGAAAGCAGCUCAGGUCGUACCGGGUCAUUAUAACUGUAAUCUUAGCUUUUUUCAUAUGUUGGUUUCCAUACCAUGUUUGGAGUUUUUAUUCAAUAGCUGCAGAAAAAAAGGACCAAGAUGUGUUUGAAAUUGUCAGUAUCUACCUGGUUGAUCUAAACAGCUGUCUGAACCCCUUUCUCUAUGUGUUCAUGUGUGAUGAGUAUAAGAAGAAGCUUAAACAUUCUCUGCAGCUGGUGAUGGAGACGGCUUUUGCUGAAGAUCAUCUGAGCUUUAGUGCAGAUGGAAGUGGACGAACAGGACAAGAAAACCAAACUGAAGUCUUAGAAAUGUAGAAAACUGGUCCCUAGAUAAUAAACCUGGAUCUAACCCAGUAUGUUUAUAAUCCUUGUCUAGCAACUUGUAAAAAACAGCAACUACAAAAUUGCUUGAUGCAUGACUGUGUGUAAUUUGUGUUGUAAAACCAGAGAAAGUCUCUUCAAGUAGGCUAAUGAAUAUUAUAUGUUUGUGAGACCUUUCCAAAUAUCCAAAUAUCCGAAAUAUGCGAAUGCUCAUUAUGUUAUGCUGAUCUCUGUUUCAACUUUUCUCUGAGUAAAACCACACUGUAUCAAAAAUGUUGCCUGCAUUCACUGGUAAUUUCCUUAAGGAUUUUUGCUCUCACAGUAGCAAAUUCUUAAGGGGUUUCCCUAUGAAGGAUCGGACGAUCCCCAAAUGCAAACUGUGUGUGUUUUGCCUUGAGAGCAACCAUACAUUGAAUAAUAUGAAUAAGAGAUAUAAGGGUAUAAGGGAAUGUUUAUAGAAACUCAAGGUUUAUGGGAUGUUGUUGUGAAUCAGUUUGGUAUAACAAUACUUGUUGGAUUUGUGCUCUUCAGAUGAAGUCUUAGCAUUGAG